Molecule: messenger RNA, 3120 nt
Organism: Ceutorhynchus assimilis (cabbage seed weevil)
Lineage: Eukaryota; Metazoa; Arthropoda; Insecta; Coleoptera; Curculionidae
Source: the annotation of a GenBank genome assembly
GAGAAACCGAGGUGGGUACGUCAAGUACCAUUCUUAUAACUCCUGGUGUCUUUGCAGGAAAGUAGGUAUUACUGAAGCAGUACGGUCGUCGGUUCCGCAAGAGCGGUUAGUCUGAUACCAAUUAGCGAAGUUUCAGGUUGUGCGGCACACGGGGUGCCGAAAGUACUUGUAGGUACUUCUUGUCAUAUGGUCCUGCUUCGUAAUUUUUUUUUAUUUUUAUUUAACUGUAGCUGUGAAGUGGUAUAGUUUUUUUCGGAUUUUUACGUUAUUUACAUUAAUAUCAAAGCCGACUUACAAUGACGACAAUUAUGCAAAUGUUAGUUGAAAAUUAUAACGAAUUAUUGGAGCUAAAAAAAGAUCCUGUUAUCGACUCAUGGCUUUUUAUGCACUCGCCGCUUCCAGUACUGGCAAUCUUAGUCCUCUACCUCUAUUUUGUCUUGCAUUUUGGCCCAAAUUAUAUGAAGAAUCGGAAACCUUUUGUUUUAAAGAAUGCCAUGAUUUUUUAUAACCUUUACCAAGUAUUAUUCAGCAUUUGGUUAUGCUCGCACGCUCUCAAUGUCAAAAAUGCCAUACCGCAUUUUUUAAAUCAUACUUGUCGAAACCCUUCACCAAAUAAAGAAUUUCAAGCAAUGCUCGCCAAUGGUGCCUGGUGGUACUUUUUCUCCAAGAUCACCGAAUUACUAGAUACAGUUUUCUUUGUUUUAAGAAAAAAACAAUCACAAGUGUCUUUUCUUCAUGUUUACCAUCAUUCUGUAACUAUGGUUGGAUCUUGGGCUUAUCUUAAAUACCUACCUGGAGAACAAGGUGUCGUUAUUGGUUUCUUAAACUCCAUGGUUCAUGUUGUAAUGUAUUUCUAUUACUUCUUGUCCGCCUUGGGACCUAAAUACCAAAAAUACUUGUGGUGGAAAAAGUACAUGACCUGGAUGCAAUUGACUCAAUUUGGAAUCAUGCUGAUGUACCUAGCCCUGGUUGUAGUGAUGGAUUGCAAAUUGCCAAGAGCUCUUACAUAUUUCUUUGUAACCAAUGUCGUUAUUUUCAUUUACCUCUUCAGUGACUACUACAUCAAGGCCUAUUCGAAACCAAAAAGAACGAAUACUCAAAAGGAAGUUGAGAACGUGGAUGCCAAUGAACAACUUCCCAUAGAAUAUGGAAUAGCGACAUAUAGAGUCAAAGAAAAGACGGCCGAUAACAUCAUUUCGUUGCCUAAAGAUCUGUAUAACAAGAAAAAGGGCUAGAAGUUGUCUGAAUUACUUCUCUUAGCACUUAUAUUGAUUUUUGUGAUUUUGGUAGAGAUUACCUAUAGUACUAUCAAAAAUCAAAUGUUACAUCAAAAAGUAAAAAUACAUAAUACAGAAAAGGAAUUACAUCACUAACGACUUGAUUUCUUCUGCAAUAUUUUGUGAUUUCUCAUUAUCAUAACUUUUGAUUUUUGAUGAUAUUGUAAAAACUUUUUUUUUCGCCAUAAUAAAAUUGUGACUAUUAAAAUCCGCUAAUGGAAAUUUGCAUUUUUCACUUAGUUACAUAUACUUACAUACUUAUCUUUACAGUUCCAUUAGUGAAUUUUAUCUAAAAAUUUAAUUAUGGUGGAUGAAAUACCGAUUUAGUUAUUAUUUUUAUUUAAGUAGUUGUUUCAUUUUAACUUUGUUUAAUAAUAUGCGAUAUAGUUUAUUUCCUAUUUCCUAGAAAAUUUUUGUUGGAUCUAUCAAUUUUUGUACCUACAAUUGCCAAUUCGACAUAAAAAAAUGUGAUUUUUGUGAAAUUUCGUCAUGCUAUUGUGUAAAACCAUAGGUGAUAGGUUACUGACUAGUUUAAAUUGCUAAGUGGGAAACAAUAUGCGAUAUUUGCAAUUUUGUGUUCUCAGCAAAAAACUAUUUGAAAUGAACCUAAUCAAUGAGUCGUAGAAAAAAUGAUGAUUGUUUCGUUUUGAAUAAAUUAAUAUAAAAUUAGUCUUUAUUGUCAAUAGAAUGAAUUUCGGUUUCUCUUUUCAGUCAGUCUUAACAUAUAUAAAAAUCACUAUAUUUUUCAGUUUGCUUAUAUUAAGUACGCCCUGCCCUCUUGAAACACAAACUUUUUCGAAAUCCUUAAAUCAAAUCUGAUCUGAUUUUAUCAUUUUUUGUAUUUUUCUAAUGCACUUUGCAGAAGCAACAAUCAAUAGUAGGACAAUUUGAAGACAUUACUAGGUACCUACAUUUCACAAAUGCUUCUUCUAGAAAAAGCCUUUCAAACUCUUACAUUAUUGCGGAUUUUAAAGCCCUGGCUGGGAUUGCAAGCCAGUUUAGUCUCUUGUAGGUUUCCGAAAAUUAUUGAAUAUUUUAUAUAUUCAGAAUACUGGAAAAAUAUAACACUAUAUUUAUAUCCAGUGAGUACAAAAUCUGAGCAUAAAAACCAAGCAUGUCUUGUUUGUGGCCUUCCUCCGCCUCCAAAACCUGGGUGAUAAGUCUUUCAGUUUUGCGAAUUUCCUCAUUUUCAGUUUGUAUUAUUUGUUUGCUUGGGAUACCUUCACGGUGGACUUGAGCUUGUUUUGUUGUCACUCUAUAGCUCUAUUUGAAUGAAAUGAAGGAUAAAUACCUUUAUUAUUUAGCCGAAACUGUUCUAUGUAAAGUCUAAAAUAAACGUCUAUAUGAAAUAAAAUACUUUGUUAAGAAAUAAAAACAUGAUUUAUUAAACUUCACAUUUCAUAUUUUGAGCAUCCAUUACCAUAAUGCCGAUUCUCAUCUGAAACGUCAUUCGGCGUCGCUAUGCCUAGACUAGAUGAAAACGGAGAACGAUAUGGUAUAACAUAAUACACGCAAAUGAUUAUUGAAGUCGUAUUUUCCUGGUUGCUUUCUAUAUGAGAAUCGGCAUUAGUAUAAAAAUAACGUUGAAGAGCUUAUAAAGCUGGAUUACCUUAUAGAAAAGUGAAAAAUGUAAUAAAUUCAUAAGUACAUAUUAUUUACUUUUAAUCUUCUCUUUUUGUUUGUCAUCUUUUUUCGGCGCAUCAUAGCUUUGCUUAUAAAAGUCAUUGAACAAGUAAUAGAAGAAAAUGGCAUUUGGCAGUGUUAACAAUACAGUCCAUUUUGGAAAGUCGCAGUCGAAUACUAAUAGUUGGGUGUUGUGAAUGAACACCAAACAGAACUGAAU